Messenger RNA from Hevea brasiliensis (rubber tree), 1302 nucleotides. Its product is annotated as receptor-like protein 35. Lineage: Eukaryota; Viridiplantae; Streptophyta; Magnoliopsida; Malpighiales; Euphorbiaceae. The record is from RefSeq and is a predicted model, not a curated record. Gene Ontology annotation, molecular function: protein binding. The transcript is spliced from 4 exons. The coding region runs from base 24 to 1079 and encodes 351 amino acids.
UGGAAUUGGCUCUAGUAAAAUGUAUGCUGUUAGCAUUAAUAGUUUGGCUUCAAAUCCACACAAGCAAAAGUUGCCUUGAAGAGGAGAGAUUGGCUCUCUUAGGAAUCAAGGAUUCUCUUAAAUCAACUGGAUCUAAUGGAGAUCAUCUUUUAUCUUCAUGGAUAGAUCAACCAAAUAAUGAUUGCUGUAAGUGGGAGCGAGUCAUAUGUAAUUCUAUUACAGAUCGUGUGGUUAGGCUUUCUCUCAGCAAGACAACCCAAAAUGUGAGAAGAACAAAUACAUUGUUUCUAAACGUGUCUUUGCUCCGGCAUUUUGAGAAACUAACACAUCUUGAUUUAUCCUCCAAUAAAUUUGGUGGUUGGAUUGAGAAUGAAGAGGUGCCAAAUUUAAAAGGCAACUACUUGGGCGGGAGCCUCUCAACGCUAGAUUUCACUGCCUUCAAAAGCUUGGAAGUCUUGGAUUUGAGUGGAAAUGGGAUCAGUGGGAUCAUUCCUAACUAUGUAUGGGCACCAACUUCUCUCAAAGCAUUAUCAUUAUCUGGCAAUUCAUUUCAUGGAUCUUUACAAAUUCAAAGUUUUUGUGGAAUGGAGAGACUUGAAGAGUUGGAUCUUAGUUCUGCUGGUUUUAGUGGUGGCAUUCCUUCUUGCUUAGGGAAUUUUAAAUCUCUCAAAAUGUUGAAUCUGUCUAUAAAUCAAUUAUAUGGUGAGAUCCCAAAUAACUUAUCCAAACUAGAGACCCUAGACCUAUCACACAAUAACCUAUCAGGUGAGAUCCCAAAGCUACCAUUGAAUCAAUCCCAGAUUCAGUCACUGAACUUGUCCCACAAUCAAUUAACAGGCUCUAUCCCAAAAUCUUUUUUGAAUUUGUCAAAAAUAGAGAGCCUGAACCUUUCUUAUAACGACUUGAGCGGAAGGCUUCCACUGGAAUUGAUAGAUCUAAAGUUUCUAAAAGUAUUCACUGUGGCUCAUAACAAUUUGUCGGGUAAGAUUCCAGAGCAAUUCAAUAAAUUCAAUCGUUACAGUUACGAAGGUAAUCCACUUCUCUCUGGGCCAUAUUCAGAGAAAAAUAGCAGGGAUUGAUUGGCUCCCUGGACAAUGUUAUUGCCGCAUGAAGCAGAUGAAGGAUUGUUUUAGAUUGAUUGUGUGUCCUUCUUUGCAAGGUUUUUUUAGUGCUUUUUAUCAUGUUACUGUUGGCCCCUGUGAGGCUCUCAUCAGUUGUUGAUUCCUCUGUUCCUACAAUCUGUAAUAUAUAUCUUCAAUUAAAAAUAAAAAAAUAAAGCCUACCAUGUAUUGAAUGUUUUAU